Messenger RNA from Linum trigynum, 924 nucleotides. The record is from the annotation of a GenBank genome assembly. Lineage: Eukaryota; Viridiplantae; Streptophyta; Magnoliopsida; Malpighiales; Linaceae.
AUGGAUAUGCAGCCUAAGGAGGCUAAGCAGCCUUUCGUUGAUGAGAGCCCGUUGUGGAUGGGUUCCACUAUAAACCCUUUCGUGAAGGCUGAGCCGAAAGGCUACCCAGGGAAGAGCCUGUUUCGGGUGCCGAUUGGGAAACCUCCCAAGCUGGCUCUGGGGAAACAAAACAGACGGGGAAGAAAUAAGAAAGGCGACGACGGUGGUUCCUUGGCCUCUGGUCGGCAACCCACGCCCAAGCUGGUGACCCAAGGAAGGAGACUUAUGAAGAUGAAGCACGUGGUGGCUGAAGGUCUCGCUCAAGAUGAGCAGGCCAUGGAAGGCGUUACCAACAUGCAUCAUACAGAAGGAGGGUCGGACCCAGUUCGUCGCCGACGUCUUAUACUGGAGGAAGAAUCGGAGGAGGAGUUUAUAGUGCAUGAGGUCCCCUCGCCUUUGCCCCUGCGCCAACCUGUCAAAGACACCUCGGCGGUGAAGAUCAAGGCGCCGGGCCGACCUCCUACGGCAGCGGCAAAUCCGCGUCGCCGAGCAGCGAGAAAGAAAGCCAGUGAUCAGAAAUGGGAUCAUUCCCCUGGCGAGCGGCGCCAGGCGGCACGUUCUACUGGCCGUCGUAAACUCCACUCCUUGGCUUCCAAGGGCAUUAAAAUUACGCAAGCUGAAGGACAGGGGAGGGCUGACAAGAAAAUGGGAAGUGGAGGUGCGGCUAGGGCUCCUGCAGUCGAAGGGAGCGAUGAUGAUGGGGAUGUGGAUAAGGUUGUUCCCUUACCACCUUCUCCACGGGGCCCUCCUGUUGAUGAUCAAAGCCCGGCUUGUCCUGGGGUAGAGGAUCCGAACUCGAAGGAGGAUGCUCCUUCUUUUGAACUGCACCGCCGGCCUCCCAUGGAAAGUAAGAAGUGCAGCGCAUGGCCCACUCAAGUCGGGUGA